Messenger RNA from Rhinopithecus roxellana (golden snub-nosed monkey), 439 nucleotides. RefSeq names its product proline, histidine and glycine rich 1 (gene PHGR1). The transcript has 4 exons. Bases 104 to 385 code for a protein of 93 amino acids. Lineage: Eukaryota; Metazoa; Chordata; Mammalia; Primates; Cercopithecidae. The record is from RefSeq and is a predicted model, not a curated record.
UCCUGCCCCUGCUCUGAACUCUCAGGUAUUCCUUGUGUCAUUCCCUGCUCUUACUCCAAAAAGAUGCACCCAGGUCCGAAGGGGCACUGCCACUGUGGGGGGCAUGGCCAUCCUCCAGGUCACUGCGGGCCACCCCCCGGCCAUGGCCCAGGGCCCUGCGGGCCACCCCCCGGCCAUGGCCCAGGGCCCUGCGGGCCUCCCCCCGGCCAUGGCCCAGGGCCCUGCGGGCCUCCCCCCGGCCAUGGCCCAGGGCCCUGCGGGCCUCCCCCCGGCCAUGGCCCAGGGCACCCACACCCUGGUCCACAUCACUGAGGAAGCAGAAGAAAACAGGACACAAGAUGGCAAGCCUGAGAGAACUGCCCAGCUGACCUGGAAUGAGGCCUGAACCACAAUCUUCUUUUCCUAAUAAACAGCCUCCUAGAGGUCAUGUUCUAUUAUU